Messenger RNA from Trichoderma harzianum CBS 226.95, 2110 nucleotides. RefSeq lists its product as hypothetical. NCBI's taxonomy places the organism in Eukaryota, Fungi, Ascomycota, Sordariomycetes, Hypocreales, Hypocreaceae. The record is from RefSeq and is a predicted model, not a curated record. The transcript has 2 exons. Bases 136 to 1656 code for a protein of 506 amino acids.
GACUUAUCUAGAGGUAAUAAACCAGUCCAGUAGGAUCAUUCAUCCCCAUCACGCUCCUUUAGUUAUAUCGACUCCCUAAUACUCGCUAUUUGCCGUCACCACACUCGUUCAUCAGCCCCCCUAAUCUUCAGCGAAAUGCUCUAUUUACGCUUUCUCGGAUCAGCCCUUGCCUUAGCCGGCGUCAUCAAGGCCCAAGUUGAUCUCGGGACCGCCUUGUCUUUUGCAGUCCUUGGUGGAUCCGCCGUAACCAACACUGGUCCCUCGAUAAUCAGUGGCAACGUCGGCGUCUCUCCUGGUUCAGCCAUAUCGGGCUUUCCUCCUGGCGUGGUCGUCAACGGAAUGAUCCAUAUGACAGAUGCACUUGCGGCGCAGGCACAGGCAGAUGUGACGACUGCUUACAAUGUAGCGGCUGGUUUACAGCCUAACACCGACCUGACUGGCCAGGACCUGGGCGGUAUGACGCUCGUUGCAGGUGUCUAUUCCUUCUCUUCUAGUGCGCAGCUUACCGGUCCUCUCGUACUUGACGGCCAAGGCGACUCGAGUAGUGUCUGGGUUUUCCAGAUAAAUUCGACGCUGACCACGGCAACCGCUUCUUCUGUGAUUCUUAUCGGCGGUGCCUCGCCCUGCAACGUCUUCUGGCAGGUGGGCAGCUCAGCUACCAUUGGUACCACCACUACUUUUGUUGGCAACGUGCUGGCGCUCAUGUCUAUCACUUUGGUCACUGGUGCAAGCUCCAAUGGAGGGCUAUACGCCAGGAAUGGCGCUGUAACUUUAGAUACCAAUAAUGUCAACGCCGGGCUUGCCUGUCCGGCUGUGCCACCGACGACGACGACGACAACGAUAACCACUACAACUACAACAACAGCCACAGAUACUACCACUACUACCACUACUACAACAUCCACAGAUACUACUACAACCACAGAUACUACUACAACCACAGAUACUACUACAACCACAGAUACUAGUACAACCACAGAUACUACUACAACCACAGAUACUACCACAGACACUACAACAACCACUGCAAAUACUGUAACAGCGACAUAUACUACUACUGCUAUUACUACAAUUCAAACGGGUUCAAGAAGUGCAAGAAUGCAUACUACUAUGAAAGGGAUAAACACAGCAAUAGUCAAGACAGCAAAGUUCAAUACAACCGUCACAACAACAAGGGGCAAGCCAACCAAGAUUACGGCUACCAUAUCAAAAAUGGUCACCACUAUUCCAACUAGUAUCCCCGUCAUAACAUUUACUGCAACAUGCUCUAUAGCCCCGACGACCAUAACGUCCUACGGCCAAAGCUUCUUUAUCGAAACUCCCUGCACUACAGUCUUAAGAGCCACAGUAAGCGCCGCUUUUAAGAAGCCAGCGCCUUGCAAGGACUGUGGUACUCUCAAUGCUGACGACGAUGUGCAUUCGAAGUUUUCCAGCAAGCUGUGUCCGACCUAUUCUCGCGAGGCUAUCCAAGUAUCGCAGGUGGACGGACCAGCGUCAGAAAGCACGGCCUACUUGCAGCGGAACAAGCCUCUUGUGUCCACGCCAGCAGUAUCCAAAAGCUCGGCAAUUGUGACUGCUGGUGUCAGUAUGAAUUGGCCGAAUCUCACUGUCGUUGCAGCUGCCUUAUUAUUUCUUAUUGCGAUUAACUUGCUCUGAGAGAUGUAAAACUUGGAGGAGGUUAUGGCCCAAUAUCUGAUGAUUGUAAUAAAUGUAGGCUUACCCAUAGGCCUAUUGUUGCAACUAUAUGAGCUGGGUAGUGAUAUAGGAAUAUAAACUAAACCUAGUUAUUAUAACAAACUGGGUUCCUGAAGCAAUUUUUAGAUUAGUUAUUCCUAAUGUAUAAACUAGUAGUAUAAUUUAUAUUAGCAGAUUGGUUAGGUUAGAUGAGCUUGAGUUAUUAACAAACGGUCUGGUUCUACCUUUUAUACUUAUUUAUAGCUUACGGGACUAGGUAUAAGAAACCUACUACAACUCUAUACAAGCACAUACGACCAUAUCCAUUGGAAAAUACGGGGUCCCGUCUGCUCCCCCAGAGUCAAGCCAAUGAGAGGCAGAUUAGUAGUUGAGUGGGUGACCAUCAGCGAACACCGGCUGUUGUAUGUUUUUUUUU